This is a messenger RNA of Xyrauchen texanus (razorback sucker), 10387 nucleotides long. Its product is annotated as SH3 and multiple ankyrin repeat domains protein 1-like. Gene Ontology annotation, molecular function: synaptic receptor adaptor activity; ionotropic glutamate receptor binding. The record is from RefSeq and is a predicted model, not a curated record. NCBI's taxonomy places the organism in Eukaryota, Metazoa, Chordata, Actinopteri, Cypriniformes, Catostomidae. Gene Ontology annotation, cellular component: postsynaptic membrane; postsynaptic density; dendritic spine.
ACGGCCACUGGAAUGGUGUCUGCCUGCUGAGGAUAUGCAUUGGCUCCCAGCGCUCACCGGCUUACAGGACACACUCUAGAAUGAGGGAUCUGCAAAUAGAGACAACCACAGCAAGACAUGUCUCUCUGGGGAUGAUGCUGUUGCCGUUGGUGCCACUCUCCCUGUCACCAUGACAAUGCCGCUCAGCCCUCUCUCCAGUGACGAGGAGCAGCGAAGGAUGCUGGGAAACAGUCAACACCUAUAUCCAGGGGCAGAAGAGGAAGAGGGAGAGGAAGAGGAGAUGGACGUUGAUGGCAUAGACGAGGAAGGGGAGGAGGAGAAUGGAGAGCUGGAGUUAGAAGAGGAAGAGGAGGUGGAUGAUGAAGAGGACAUCAGGCGAGGACCCAGGCAUUUGAGAGGAGGCAGGGAAGAGGGGCACAGGCAAAAAGGCAUAAUGGCUGGACGACUCCCAGGAGACAGACAGAUAAGAACCGGCAACCCAGUCCACACGGCAAACCCUUAUUCGUCCAACCCUGGACCUACCCACCAACCAUCAACUAAUCAGCAGCAACAACAGCAUCAGCAGCAACAGCAGCAGCGGAAGCUAAGAGAGCAGAGCUCUAGCAACGCACCUGACGACACACAUAUAGCUAUGAUGGUGUUUCGCAUUGGCAUUCCAGAUAUCAAACAGACGAAGUGUCUGAGGUUCAACCCAGAUGCAACAGUGUGGAAGGCAAAGCAACAGGUGUUGUGUAGUCUAACUGAAUCGCUGAGGGAUGUUUUGAACUAUGGCCUUUUCCAACCUGCUACUGAUGGGCACGAUGCCAAGUUCUUGGAGGAAGAAAGGCCACUUCGCGAGUACCCACAAUCCUUUGAGAAAGGUGUACCCUAUCUGGAGUUCCGCUACAAAACCAGGGUCUACAAACAGACAAAUCUUGAUGAGAAACAGCUGGCCAAACUGCACACAAAGGCCAGUCUAAAGAAGUUCAUGGACAACAUCCAGGGUGGCACCAUAGAAAAGGUAGCCAAACUUCUGGAUAAAGGGCUUGACCCCAACUACCACGACCCUGAUACAGGAGAGACCCCACUCACUCUGGCAGUACAGACAGAGCCAGGUGGUGGGGAGAACAUCAGGGUUCUGGUAAUGGGUGGAGCGCACAUUGACUUUAGGGCAAAGGAUGGCUUGACACCUCUCCACAAGGCCGUCAGAGCACACGGACACACAGCCCUACUGACGCUUUUGUCUUUAGGUGCGUCUCCUGAUUAUAAGGACCGCCGUGGGCUGACACCACUUUACCACACUGUGCUGAUAGGGGGUGACACCUCCUGCUGUGAAACCCUCCUUUACCACAGAGCCACCCUUGGUCUCUGUGAUGAGAAUGGCUGGGAUGAGUCCCAUCAGGCCUGUCAAAAUGGCAACUCACAACACUUAGAGCACCUGCUUUUUUAUGGUGCGGACUCUUCAUCGCAGAAUGCCUCAGGAAACACUGCCCUGCACAUAUGUGCUUUAUAUAACAAGGAGAGCUGUGCACGCAUUCUGCUGUACCGAGGAGCUAAUAAGGACACAAAGAAUAACAGUGGGCAGACCCCGUUUCAGGUGGCUGUGAUGUCUGGCCAUUUUGAGCUGGGAGAAAUUAUUAAGAACCAUCGAGAAUCAGACAUAGUCCCCUUUUUGGAGUCUCCAAAGUAUGCCCCCCAGAGGAGAGAAAGUGCGCGUACUCUUGGAUUGCCCCAUCCUCACCCCUUCCUGAGGGCCAACAGUGAAAAUAGCAUGAAUGUGCCUGAUUGGAUUGCUUUUCCUAAUGCUGCUGGAUCAAACAUUGUCUCUGUACAGGGUCUGAAGCAUGGCGGCACCCUGCGUAGCUCCAGCAGUCCCCGUGGAGCCCGUACCCGUUCCCCGUCCCGUGGCCGAACUGGAGACAAAGAUGAUCGGAGCCGGCAAACACGUGGAAGACAAGGAACUGGCUCCAUCAGUAGUCAGGGCACAGUGAGCGGCCAGCAUCGGCGUCUCUACAGUGCCGUUCCUGGGCGCGUGUUUGUGGCCACUCGCUCUCACUCGGCCCAGGGAGACCGUGAGAUCAGUUUUAACAAGGGAGACAAAGUCAAAGUACUGUGUGUGGGAGAAGGGGGCUAUUGGGAGGGGACGGUUCGAGGGCGCACCGGCUGGUUCCCCUCUGAUUGCGUGGAGGAGGUGGCACUCCGCAGCCUGGACAGUCGUUCAGAGAGCCGCAGCGAGAGAGCCAAGCGACUAUUCCGGCAUUACACCGUUGGAUCCUACGACAGUUUUGACGCACCCAGUGACUAUAUAAUCAAGGAGAAGACAGUCCUCCUGCAGAAAAAAGACAAUGAAGGCUUUGGAUUUGUGCUGAGAGGAGCCAAGGCUCAGACCCCUAUAGAAGAGUUCACUCCCACCCCAGCCUUUCCAGCACUGCAGUACCUUGAGUCUGUCGACGAGGGUGGCGUGGCUUGGAGAGCUGGUCUACGAAUGGGAGACUUCCUUAUUGAGGUGAAUGGGCAGAAUGUGGUAAAGGUGGGACACAGGCAGGUGGUCAAUAUGAUCAGGCAAGGUUGUAACAGCCUCAUGGUCAAAGUUGUCAUGGUUACCCGGAAUCCUGAUAUGGAGGAAGGGAUCAGAAAGAAAAUCCCACAGCAGAGUAAGAGACUGAGCACACCGGCUAUUGCUCUACGCUCCAAAUCCAUGACAUCAGAACUGGAAGAGAUGGCCUCUGCCCCAUGGAAAAAAAAAUCAGAUUUCGAAUCUUCACAAGCUACAGAGAAGAAGAGGACAGUUUAUCAGAUGGCUUUGAAUAAACUGGAUGAGAUUUUAGCAGCAGCACAGCAGACCAUCAGUACCAAUGAGGCUCCAGGGCCCCGGGUUUCGGGUAUAAAAAGAGAACGGGGCAGAGGCUUUUAUAAUGAGCCAAGUUUUGACCAAUCAGGAAUGGGAAUGACAUCUGGGGCUGGGUUAGGCUACGACCGUGGUCAAUUUGUGUCUGGCCACACCUCCCAGCACGGUAUGCUGCGGCAGAAGUCCAUCGGGUGUCCUGAGGAUGAGAAGCAGUUCCUUCAUCCUCCAGCCAUGAAGUUUGCUCGCAGUCUUUCAGUACCUGGACCAGAUGAUAUUCCUCCUCCCCCAACUACAGCCCCCCCUGAACCCCCUUUCUCCUCAGCUCCCCCUCUUGGAUUUAGGGGCAAGACAUCCCAGCAACCUUCGGUUUCUGUGUCCCAAUCCACUUCCUCUUCUGCACAUUAUCAGCUAUAUUCACAGUCAGUACACACCAGGGACAGGUCCCCUGGACACCCAUCUGGGUCUGGAACAGGGGACCAUGCAUUAUCUUACUCCCAUGCCCAAGCCCACCCCUCUGUACCAAGCAGGACUGCCUCCAGGAAAGUGAUUGGGUACACAGGGGACCUUGCAGGGGCUAAAGCUGCAGCAUUAAGAAGGGGCUACAGCAAUGCAGUCCCACCCACUAGUGUCGCUACUGUGAUUCCCCAGCAGCAGCAGCAGACUGCUCAGAGCCAAACUUCAAGAAUGGACCGCAGUUCAAUGGAUGGAGGAGCAGGGGGUGUACCAAAAGGUGGUACACGGAGAGGGAAGGGGCCCUUGGUCAAACAGUCAAAGGUGGAAGAUCUGCGUCAGGGCCAGGCUACACUGGAAGGAAAGGGGUCAGUGGAGAAAAGCUCUAUUCCUAUCCCCACUAUCAUUGUGAAAGCCCCAUCCACCAGUAGCAGUGGUCGCAGUAGCCAGGGCAGCAGUGUGGAGGCUGAACCACCUCCCCCAGAAGAGAGUGACAGUUCUAAACCCCAACCUAUUGCUCCCCCACCUGCACCCACUGUUCCACCACCAGCCCCUCCCUCCAUGCCUGCUCCCCCACCUCCUUCACUACCAUCACUUCAUACUCAAGAGAGUUUGGACUUCACCAGCCAGUUUGGUGCUGCCAUAGUGGGGGCAGCUCGCAGGGAUAGAGAACGAUUCCAUGAAGCACGAAGGAAGAGUGCCUCUUUUUUUCUCUCUACUGAUGAAGAGAUGGUAGGAGAUGGAGGAGGAGGGGGAGGACGAAUCCAGACCCCCCAAAAGCAGCUGAGCUCCCAGCCUUCACCUCGCCUCCGACCAUCCAAAUCUAUAGAUGAGGGCAUGUUCUCAGGUGAUACCUUUAUCCACCACACACGCAGUAUGCCUCCUGCCUUUGGCCUGCCUGAGUACUCUUCACCUGUUUCUCCUGGGGACUAUCAACCCAAGUCUGUACCUGCUGACUUCUAUAGGGCAGGGGGCCGACAACAACAACAGCAAGCCUCUACCACAACAUUUAUUCACCCACUAACAGGGAAAGUUCUUGACCCUUCAUCUCCACUCGGUUUAGCGUUAGCUGCACGGGAACGUGCCUUGAAGGAUGAUGGACAUAUUCGCAGGGAAAGGACCACAGAAAACAACUUUAGCCGUCAGCUAUCCAGCAUUGGGUCCUUCCCCUCUUCCACUGCGCAACCCACCUCACACCUCUCCUACUCAAUGGCCUCAUCUUCCUCUACAACAUCCUCUGCUGCCCAGUCCUCCAGCUCCUCCUCGUACCUUGUUACCUCCUCUUCACUAGCUGCCACCACUACGUCCACUCGGCCUCCAUCCCCCAGGAUCCUGCGUGCAGCAGGGAGUAGCUGGGGUGAGGAGGCAGGGGUAGGAGAGCGCAUAGAUAGGGAGGCUGCUGGUGCCUCAGCUCCUAGAGAAGGCCUAAGGGUCCGUUUCUCUGAAGAUAAAACCGUUCACACACACAACUACCAAUCUCAGCACUAUCAGCCCACCUACAAGGAGCGUGAAAGGGAGAAUCACAGAGACAGAUCACGAGAAAGAGAGAGAGAAAGGGAGAGGGAAAGAGAGAUGGAAAAAGCUCAGACCCAGAUGCAGCAGCAGUCCACAGCAGCAAUGACCCAACAGCCUCGACGCCCCUCAUUCUUGAGGAUGGAGAGUGAGGCUGGGGCAUACAUUCUUUCAUUAACACCUCCAUCCCCUUCUCCAACUGUGGCCCCAAUACGUCCUUCAGCUGGAGGAGGAGGUGAAGUUGGAAGUGGACCAGGACUUAUGGUUCUCCCCCCAGCUCCUUCGGUGGAUGUAGAUGAUGAGUUUGUGUUUGUUGAUCCUCUCCCUCCACCAUUGGAGUUUGCCAAUAGUUUUGAUCGUGGUUUGGGUUACACUGGGGUGAUGUCACGUAAUGUGACAGCCCGCCAUCAGCUUCAACCCCAUCCACCACCUCCCCCACCACCUCCUCCCCCUCCUAAAGACACCUUUAUGGCAGGGUUCCCCCCUCACACACCCCUGCCUUCACCCCAGGCAGGGGAUUCCACAACUUCCAGUCUUACUUCCUAUGACAGUGAAGUUGCCAACCUGACCCAAUCAGCCCUGUCUCCCUCUCCAUCUUCCCCCUCCACCUUGCAGCCCACUGCACCACCUCCACCUCCCUCUGUAUCACCUCCGCCACCACCCACCUCCUACCACAGACCAUUUGGCUUAUCUCUUUCACAACACUCAUACAACAGUACACAUCACACUGGAUGCUCCUCUUCUCCCACACCCUCUCCCCUCUCUAUCCCAGCUCCACCUGCAUACCGGGGGCCCCCAGCAGUAACAUCCACCCCUGCAACUUCAGUCUCUCUUAGAGGUACCUCAACUGUGAGUUUGAGCAGUUCCACAACUGCUACUGCAUCUAUCGCUACUAUCACAACUACUGCUGCCACUGUCACCCCGCACACACGCAUAGCAACUGUCUCCACAGUAGCUACAGGGGGUAGCAGGCGGCCCAGUGCAGAGCAUCACCCACCACCCAGUGCAGCUUCUGUCAAGACAUGUGAGUCCCAGGAGACAGUGGUGGAUUCUGGGAUUGAGGAGCUGGACAGCCGAAGCAGCAGCGACCAUCACUUAGACAGUAUUUUAGCACACAGUGGGACUGGGAUCAGAGAGAGGUUGGAAAGAGCAGGGAUGGGUUGCUUAGGUGGAGUUGGAGAGAAUGGAGGGUCAACAGAGGCGAACAGAAUGAGUGGAACAGACUUUUUAGAAUCUUACAUGAGUUACCUUGAUGGACAGACAUUUGAAAUGCACAAUGCCAAAGCCACCAACACUGCAUCCACCUACCCGAAAACACAAAGGUUCAGAGAAGGCAGCCGGGCUGGAGAUAUUAGACGGCAAACCAGCACUGCCCCCCCUGCAUAUCAUCGACGUAGAGAGGAGGAGGAGGAGGACGAGGAGGAGGAGGAGACAGAAGAGGCAGAGGAGGAUGUGAAUGCCCAUGAUGGUUAUGGGAUGAGGGAAGGGACAGGGAUUGCUCGUUCCUCUGUAAUGUACUUUGACCGACCCCGAACUCCAGAUAUAAAACCUCUGUGGGGCGAUGGAUCGGCCGUAGCAGCGCAGUCUGUGGGGGAUGGAGGGGGCCAGGCUGGAGGCGCAUAUGUUGAGGCACGUAAGCUGCAUCCUCCCAUGACCAGUAUGAAGGCAAGCAUCAUCAAUGAAUUAAGCAACAAAUUACAGCAGAGGAGCAAAGGAACGGAUAACUGGGGACCUCAGAGGUCACUGAGCCGACACAGGUUUUCAGAGGAUUCCACAGGUGCACUGAGUCCUCCCUCUGUCCGCUCUACCUCCCCAUCUCCUGUUCAGCUUUCUCAGCCUGCCUUGUCUCCCUCACCCACAACUUCCUCCCAGCCGCUCUAUGCAAACUGGGCACGAUCUCGUUCUCCUCAGCCCCCUGCUACCUCAUCCCAGCCUCCUCCCCGCUCCCACUCACCCAUUUCUCCCUCAUUGUAUUCACCGUACCCAACUUCACCCAAACACCGGCCUGUGUACCGUACUAAAGCCUUGGAGUUCCAGUUUAUCCCCAGCCGAGAGUCCCGUAAGGCUGAGUCCCAUCACGGCCAGCGCAGACGAGCACCCAGCCCACUAAUUUCUCCCUCUGACUGCCCAAAGAUUGGCCCUCCCCGACCCUCAUCCCUUCCAAUUCUCCCCAGCCCCCUCUAUAGCAGCCUGUAUGACCUCCGAGGUUCUAUUACUCCACCCUCACCUGCCAACCCCCUUGGGGACCCCUACUUCUCCCCCUCUCCCCCUCUCUUUGCCCCCUCAGGUGCCCCACCACCUCCAAAUUCCUCUCUUGUGGUCUCUCGAUCCCUGUCCCCCACCCACUUUUUGUCAGGGACUUCCUCCCCACCUCUCCACCCUAUUCCUCCACCCACUUGCCUGAGUUAUCCCCACCUUCCACCUCCUUCACCUACAAAACCCUUUGCCUCCAAACCACUUCCGUACUGGACCAAGUAUGAUGUGGCUGAUUGGCUGGGCUAUCUGAACCUGGGUGAGCACAGGGAGCAUUUUCUAGACAACGAGAUUGAUGGCACACAUCUGCCUUCUCUUACCAAGGAGGACUACCUGGACCUAGGAGUGACCAGGGUUGGACAUCGCAUGAACAUAGAGAGGGCACUCAGGAGAGUGAUGGACAGGCUGACUUUCCCUGUUUCUGCCCUCUCCCCUCGACGUGAACGGAUGGACAGAAGGAGAAAUGAGGCCAACCCAGCUGAGAGGACAGGAAAUGUGAGGUGACAACAACUGCUGCCAUCAGAGAUUAUUCACUGAACGGGAAAAAAUUCAAGAGGGGACUUUGAUAUCAACCUACCUGCUUACAGAUGAAGAAGAGAGAUAUGAGAUAGAAAGUUGAAAGCCUGACAAACUGUGAACACGCCUGCACUCACACGUGUGAUUCAGUCAACUAAACCAUAAACACCCACAUACAUGGUACAUAUCAACAGAUAAACAAAACACACUUAGUUUUAGAUUGCAGGCAUUCACAAGAUUAUCAAAAUGGAAAUGAUCAAAUUAAUCAAAUAGGUGUUCAAAACCAACUCCACAAUGGGGAAGGUGAUGUACUACACCACUGAGCCAAAUAAUUUUGAGGGAAAGAAUUAAACUGAUCAUUUGCAUUCAUACUUUUUUUCUGUGGUUCUUUAGAGAUAGGGAGAAAGAGAGAUAUUGAAACCUCCUUUGCUGUCUUUCUCUUUUUCUCAGUUUUUGAACCAAGUCUGUUUUACUGACAUAUUGGUCUAAUUUGUUUUUAUGGAGACCAACACAGAGAAUGCAAGUACUGACAAACCCCCUGUCUGGCAUGACUUUAAAGAAGUCAAUUUAAUGGCAGGCACUUAUUUGGUAAGCGUGUGUGUGUGUGUGUGUGUGUGUAAACUGAAAGGUUAUCACUAGAGGCAUGACCGUGAUUUGUUAUUUGUUUUUAUCUCACCAAUGAUGGGAUUCUAUUUUGCCGAAGACAGAUUGAGGUUAAUGCUUAUCUUGUAUUUCAUUAGAAUGUAUUUACCUUCUCAUGUCUUAUAAUGGAAUUAUAUAUCUAUAUCUAUACAGACUGGUCACUGUAUUAAAAACUUGUAGCAAGAACAAAGUGCCCAGACCAACAGAAUAGAAACUCAAGCACUCUACCACAUACAAACACACGUGCACAUGUACACAGGACAUCCUCUGAUUACAACAUACAAACACAUACACACGAAAAACCAAACAUUGAUACACGUAACUUUUAUUUAUAUAAAAUAUAAUGGGACACAGUGAAAUAUCUAUGUUUAGACUCUAAAUGAUGGUUAAACAUAUGGAAAAAUAAUAUUUUAAUUAAGAUGAUACAACAUUGUAAAAAAAAAAACUAAUAUAUAUAUAUAUAUAUAUAUAUACACUGAAAAUUAUAAAUUUUUACCACAGACUCAAAAUGACUGCAAAUUCAAUUAACCUUUCAAAGAUACAGCAGCUCCAUUUUAAGAGACAACAAGGAGAAGAGGGAGAGGGGAAACCAAACUGCCUGUAUUUCUCUUUUUCCAAGUCACUCUCUCUCUAUCCUUCCAAAAACACUCAUGAACAUGCACUCUGACAUCGGCGAGGCAUACAUGCUAAUAUCUGCUUUUUUUUUUACUACAACAAUUGUUCCUAUAACAAUUUUUAAACUAUAAAUGAGUCUGGAAUUGUUGAUUUAAAAAGAGAUGUUAUUUAUUGCAGUCACUGUUCUCAUCGUCCUUGCUGUUAUCGCAUUGACUGAGCUGCAGUGUUUGUUUCUGAGAGCUAAUGCUGAAAGUUUAUGGGUGACAAUUUUUAGAUUGUGACCUCAUGCAAUGUGCUUAUUGUUGGUACCUCUAGAAUUUAAAUGAAUGAAAAGACUUUAAUAUCUAACAAUGUCCCUCACCCUUCUCUUCCCUCUACAUAAUCACACAAAACAUUGACCACUUUAUAUGCAAGGACUAUCAAUUAAUUUAUCAAAGAUUUUAUUGUCUGUGCAGUAUACACCCUUUAUGAUCACACUCCCUUGCACAAACACUAGUAAAUCUAGUGACCUCCAUCACAAAUAGUUGCUCAAUCAAUUAAAAGGGCUUCUCAUCACAUUGCACUUACUUUUAUGAGUUAGUCCUACUCUUUCUUUAAUCUGCUGUCACCUUUACAAUGACUUCACGUUUAUGUUCCCUUCUUAUCUUUGUAAUGUUUCUUUUAGAACCAUCAGUAAAGAUCCUCACUCCCUCCAUCAUCAAUCCAUCUGGCAUUAGUUACUCCUCUCAUAAAGACAGAGUGCAUUCAUCAUACAUAACAGUGAUCGCUUAAUCACUUAUGAUGAACAAAGAUUGCAAUUUUUUUAUAUUUUUGAUGUUUAAGGCUGGUAAGUAUAGUAAAAUUGAUGAUAACAGUAAGGACAAUGAAAGAAAUGAUUGUUCUCAUGGAUUGAGAUGGAAAAAAAUUAUUCUAAGUUUAAAAGAAUCUCUGUCUUCCAAACAGUGUUUAACGUUUAUCAUGCUUUCUACACAUCCUGCUUCCCGUUUUCUCACUUUUCCUCAGUCUAAUUCAAGACAAGUUUCAAUAGCUGCAGGUCAAUAGUAUCCAGGUGUCAUGAGUUGCCCACUAGGUGGAGUAUGUCACUCACUGUACUUACUAUUCACCCUCAGUUUCAAUCAGUUUCUGGAUUGAAUGAUUGGUUAAUUGGAACACACAAUGCAAGAAAGCUAGCAUGUGACAUCAGAAGCCUUUUCUGGAUUGAGAAGGACAUUUUUUAAACAUCAAGCACAGAUUUCUUGGCGUAAUGCUCAUUCGUGCUUCAAAUCCUUAAAAGAACAGUAUUCAACCUUCACUUGACACGCUUUGACUCACUGCAGGGUUAUCCAUUUUAAUUCUAAAGUCACAUUGAAGAUCAUAGAGCCAUUAUAGUGUCUGGAAUAUGUGACCCAGGAAGAGGUCACAGAUGAAACGGGAGCAAUUGAUGCAGCAGCCAUCCAGGGUGUGCAGAAAGCAUCCCUUUCCUUUGAAACUGAAAAUUAACUAUGAGCAGAUAAAAGGUUAUUUACAGAGUAUAUAUGUAUACGAUACACUUAUUCAUAUACACAAAAUACUAAUGUUUUAAGAAUUGAAUAA